UGGAGGAGGGCACUGUAUAAAAAGUUACUUUGCCGUUUUUAUCUAAAAAGUAAUGGUUAACUCACCAUGUCUAAGCCAGAGUUGGUGGAAGACUUCUUCGGAGUCUACUUACUCUACAAUAUAAAUCCAAAAUAUAAGGGGCGCACUUACAUCGGCUAUACGAGAGACCCGAACCGGCGAAUCUUGCAGCAUAACAGAGGCACUUGGGCUGGAGGCGCUCACAGGACUAGCAACAGAGGUCCUUGGAAGAUGGUGAUGAUAGUACAUGGUUUUCCAAAUAACAUAUCCGCAUUAAGGUUUGAAUGGGCCUGGCAGAACCCUACCAAAACUAUAAGACUGCAGCAUUUGAAUCUGAAGAAAAUACCUAGAAAGGAGACGGAGUACCAAUUCAAGCUCCGAGUUCUUAGUGAAAUGCUGCGAGUCGGACCGUGGUGUAGACUUCCACUUAUCAUUAGAUGGCUGGAGAAUGAGUACUUCGAAGAGUUUUCUGAUGAUCGGAUACCCCCAUCGCACAUGGUUGUACGCCAUGGUCCAGUUAAAAGCAGGAAUCUCAAGAAACCUAAAGAAUCUACAGAAGAACAUACCACGGACGAAUGGGAGUUUAUCCCCAUAGAAGGUAACUGUCCCUUCUGUGACACAAAAUUGAAAUGGGGCGAUCUUAUAAGGAAAAUGAAAGGCUGUAAGCAAAACGAUGAUGAAAAUAGUGAUCAAGACGAUGAUCAACCGUGCGAUGAUCAGGAAAGUGAUGAUGAUGUAAUUUGUUCGCAAGAUAAAGGUUUCGUUGAUAACAACUCGCGCUGGUUCCUUGACUGUAAUGAUGAUUUAUGA
Ostrinia nubilalis (European corn borer) is the source of this 828-nucleotide messenger RNA. It is a transcript of the gene slx1, whose product is annotated as structure-specific endonuclease subunit SLX1 homolog. Lineage: Eukaryota; Metazoa; Arthropoda; Insecta; Lepidoptera; Crambidae. The transcript has 5 exons. Gene Ontology annotation, molecular function: crossover junction DNA endonuclease activity; 5'-flap endonuclease activity. The record is from RefSeq and is a predicted model, not a curated record. Bases 67 to 828 code for a protein of 253 amino acids. Gene Ontology annotation, cellular component: Slx1-Slx4 complex. Gene Ontology annotation, biological process: double-strand break repair via homologous recombination.